Molecule: messenger RNA, 637 nt
Organism: Penaeus monodon (black tiger shrimp)
Lineage: Eukaryota; Metazoa; Arthropoda; Malacostraca; Decapoda; Penaeidae
Product: COMM domain-containing protein 3-like
Exons: 4
Coding region: 49-627 (192 amino acids)
Biological process (GO): sodium ion transport
Source: RefSeq, a predicted model, not a curated record
UGUACGCCUACUUUGGAAACCUCAAAAUCGCUUCAGACGAAAAUCGACAUGGAUUUAUCCCUAGAAAUCUCUUCUGCUCUGCGACUCUUGGGAAAUACCACGAAUUUUGGUCAGGCUGAGUUCAAGACAGUCCUCCAGAAAGUCACUGAUGAAUUAAUUAACUCUGGAAAGUUGCCUGUAACAUCUACUGGAAGUGGAUCUUGUGAUGGUUCAAUAGCCAGAAGUCAUGCCGCCUUAGCAACUCUUUUCAUAGAGGCUGUGAAAUCAAAUCAGGAUGGAACGAUCGUCACCUCAACUCUGGAGGACUUCAACUGGCCGGCAGAACGCAUCUCAGACACAGUCAAAGAACUGGAGUCUUGUAGAGAGAAAAUACGGUCAAAACUUGCAUCGGUUGGCACUUUUCCGCCUCAUGUUGUUGAUGUAGAUUGGAAGCUGGAUUACCACGUCCGGAGCAGCGCAGGGGAGGAGGGCGGGGGAGCCUUUUACCUGAUAACGCUCCACACGGAAGAGGGUGGUGGCCGACGGGGGAAAGUGACCUUCUCGUGCUCCCUGGCCCAGCUCUCCCACCUGGUCACGCAGCUGCGACAGGCAUCCCGUUGUAUCCAAAAAUAUGCCAAUAACAGUUGAUCAGAUUCCA